This is a messenger RNA of Cercocebus atys (sooty mangabey), 2291 nucleotides long. It is a transcript of the gene RFLNA, whose product is annotated as family with sequence similarity 101, member A. Bases 68 to 718 code for a protein of 216 amino acids. Gene Ontology annotation, biological process: negative regulation of chondrocyte development; negative regulation of bone mineralization involved in bone maturation; skeletal system morphogenesis. Gene Ontology annotation, molecular function: filamin binding. The record is from RefSeq and is a predicted model, not a curated record. Gene Ontology annotation, cellular component: actin filament bundle. The transcript has 3 exons. Lineage: Eukaryota; Metazoa; Chordata; Mammalia; Primates; Cercopithecidae.
CGUGCCCCGGAGCGCGGUGGAGAAGCCCCCGGAGGAGCGGGGGGCCCGCGCCCCGCGCCCCCCAGACAUGGUGGGCCACCUGCAUCUGCAGGGCAUGGAGGACAGCCUGAAGGAGCAGGGCCGGGAGGGCUUGCUGGACAGCCCCGACUCCGGGCUGCCCCCUAGCCCCAGCCCCAGCCCACCCUUCUACUCCCUGGCGCCCGGUAUCCUCGACGCGCGCGCGGGGGGCGCCGGCGCCUCCUCGGAGCCCCCAGGACCCAGCGAGGCAAGAGCGCCCUCCUCCCAACUCCCGAAUCCCCCGGCGCCGGAGAUGAGGCCCCGCAUGCUGCCGGUGUUCUUUGGGGAGAGCAUCAAGGUGAACCCGGAACCCACGCAUGAGAUCCGCUGCAACUCCGAGGUCAAGUACGCCUCAGAGAAGCAUUUCCAGGACAAGGUCUUCUAUGUGCCCGUGCCCACCGUCACAGCCUACAGCGAGACCAUCGUGGCGGCACCCAACUGCACGUGGCGCAACUACCGCAGCCAGCUGACCCUGGAGCCACGCCCACGUGCCCUGCGUUUCCGCAGCACCACCAUCAUCUUCCCCAAGCAUGCCAGGAGCACUUUCCGGACCACCUUGCACUGCAGCCUGGGCCGGCCCAGCUGCUGGUUCACCGCCAGCGUGCAGCUGCAGCUGUGCCAGGACCCUGCCCCCAGCCUCCUGGGCCCUGCCACGCUCUGACGGGGCUGGGGCCGGCCCGGGGUGCUGGAGGAGCCGGGAGCCCUGGGGAGGAGCCGGGAGGACGGACAGGAUGAGCUCGGCCUGGCACUCUGGUAGGAGGCAGGCAGGGAGGCUGCCAGGCCAAGGACCCAUGUGGAAGGAGGUGGCUGUCGGCUGCCUGCCCUGACCUACAAGCUAGGUGGUGGUCUCCUUGUUUUGGUGUCCAGGACUCAAUAAAAGCAUCUAUGUUUUUUUAGCACUUAAGCUGGCAAGGCAGUAGUGGCACACUGUUAGGUGGUGGCCACCUUCAGGGUCAGGGGAGAAGAAUGUGUCCAUAGCGUGCCCUUGAAGCAGAGAACAGCCCAGAGCAGUGCGAGGACAGAGGCAUCCCAGCCUCAGCUGGUGGGAGUGGCUGCCGCUCCCUGAGAGCCCUGCCGCCCCAUGUGUUCCGUGCUGGUGGCCAAGGCCGUGUGUGAGGGAAGAGGGGUGCCUCUCUUCCCUGCUGCUGGCCUGGAGUGUUUCCAAAACAGGCUUUCGCACACGUGCAGGUUGCACCGAGAGGUCUGAAGGCCACCUCUGGCGGACGCUGAGCCACCUCUGGCGGCUGGCUGAGCCGCCACCUCUGGCGGACGCUGAGCCACCUCUGGCGGACGCUGAGCCACCUCUGGGGGACGUUGAGCCAGGAGGUUGGACAAAGGCCGGAUGCUGAUGCCAGGGCUGGAGUUGGUUAUAUUGGGGGCGGGGAAGGCCUAGAAAUACUUUGAGCCAUGGCCUUGCCAGUGUCCCAUGCCCUCCAGUAUUGAAGAUUUGGGGCACUGCCUGUCAAAAUGGAAAGAUGGGUGCUCAGCCUUGGAGCCUCACCUGCAGGGCGUCCCCAGCUAACACCCGUCCACGCACCGCCUCCAGGACUAGCACCCCUGAUGUCAAAACCAAGUGCCCAGCGGAGGCGGUGAAGCUCUCGGAAAUGCUGCCACCUGUGUGAGGUCGGGUCUGAACUGGAGGGAGUCGGAGCUCAGCUGUCAGUGUAAAGAGACACUGAGGGGACCAGGUUGCCGCCCUCAGCCUGCGUUCCUGUGUGUGAUAGAUUCUGCAAUGACAGCACCUUACUCCUUCCUGCAGCAGGCUCACCCCUGCCCGUGGGAUGUUGUGGGAGGAACAUGAGCCAGACGAAGGCUUGGCUCAGGGCUCCCUGGAACAAGGCAGUGUGCACAGGGAGCUGGGGGAGCCCCCAGCCUGGGGCAGCCCAGCAGGCCGCUGAACAAACAGCCCAGAAGCUGGCACUGUGGCAGGGUGCCGAGGAGAUGCCCCUCUGAGCCUUCCUCCCCACUCAGACCUGAAUGCACUCCACAGUUGGGGGCUGCCCCUGCCACUCCCCUGGUAACCCCCAAAAAGGGAGGGGAAGGUUCCCUGGGGCUUGAGCUCCCUCUGGGGAGGUGAGGAGGGGAGAUUCCGUUCACAUCCGGGAGGGGCAAAAUGACGGAUACAUUUGUAUGUAUCUACACAGAGAGUGCAUUUCCUCUCCACAGGUGUUUUCCGGUUAACAAAGGAAUAACUUAAGAAAUUGAUUGAUUAUCUUAAUAAACUGCAAACCCAA